This is a messenger RNA of Octodon degus (degu), 4533 nucleotides long. It is a transcript of the gene Disp3, whose product is annotated as dispatched RND transporter family member 3. The transcript is spliced from 21 exons. Bases 68 to 4225 code for a protein of 1385 amino acids. NCBI's taxonomy places the organism in Eukaryota, Metazoa, Chordata, Mammalia, Rodentia, Octodontidae. The record is from RefSeq and is a predicted model, not a curated record.
CGUGGUGCACACGUGAUCCAAUUCAGUGGCGUUCAAUGCCUGCUUGGUGCAGUCCCAGAACUGUGCUAUGGACUCAGAAGAUGACCCCCUGCUGCAGGACGUGUGGCUAGAGGAGGAGCAGGAGGAGGAGGAAGCCACGGAGGAGCCCUAUCGGGGGACCCAGAGGUCGGGGCCCCGGCCCAGGACAGGCGGGCAGUGUUGCUGGCGGCGCUGGACCCUUCCACCCAGGCCCCCAUCCUCCGGUUUCUGGAGCACCCUGGGCUGGGCCUUCACCAACCCGUGCUGCGCGGGGUUAGUGCUCUUCCUGGGCUGCAGCAUCCCCAUGGCCCUGUCGGCCUUUAUGUUCCUCUACUACCCACCGCUGGACAUUGAUAUUUCUUACAACGCCUUCGAGAUCCGCAACCACGAGGCCUCGCAGCGCUUUGACGCUCUGGCUUUAGCGCUUAAGUCCCAGUUUGGAUCCUGGGGUCGCAACAGGCGGGAUUUGGCAGAUUUCACCUCUGAGACGCUUCAGCGCCUCAUUUCAGAACAACUGCAGCAGCUCCAUCUCGGAAACCGAUCGCGCCAGGCCUCCAGAGCCCCUCGCGGUGUCCCCUCUGCCACCUGGGACACCUCUGCUAGCCAAAAACCAACAGCCAACCGGAGUGGGCGUCUUCGGCGUGAGGCCCCGCCCCCGAAGGAUUUAGCAGCCAACCAGAGUGACGCUUCACAGGAUCCGCCUAUGGCCCACGAUGGGCGGCACCAGCCUAGCACUCCGCCCCCCUCAGCUGCAGCAGCCAAUCAGAGCCGUGCCCGCCGGGGCGCCUCACGCUGGGACUAUUCCAGGGCGUAUGUGAGCGCCAACACCCAGACGCACGCACACUGGCGCAUUGAGCUCAUCUUCCUUGCACGCGGCGACGCGGAGCGUAAUAUUUUCACCAGUGAGAGGCUGGUCACGAUCCACGAGAUAGAGCGCAAGAUCAUGGACCACCCAGGCUUCCGGGAAUUCUGCUGGAAGCCCCACGAAGUGCUCAAGGACCUGCCACUUGGCUCCUACUCCUACUGCUCCCCACCCAGCUCGCUCAUGACCUACUUCUUCCCCACAGAGAGGGGCGGCAAGAUCUACUAUGAUGGCAUGGGCCAAGACCUGGCCGACAUCCGGGGCUCCCUAGAGCUGGCCAUGACACACCCUGAGUUCUACUGGUACGUGGACGAGGGCCUCUCCGCUGACAACCUGAAGAGCUCCCUCCUGCGCAGCGAGAUCCUGUUUGGAGCCCCUCUGCCCAACUACUACUCGGUGGAUGACCGCUGGGAAGAGCAACGGGCUAAGUUUCAGAGCUUUGUGGUCACCUACGUGGCAAUGCUGGCCAAGCAGUCCACUAGCAAAGUUCAGGUCCUCUAUGGCGGGACAGACCUCUUCGACUAUGAGGUGCGUAGGACCUUCAACAAUGACAUGCUCUUGGCCGUCAUCAGCAGCAGCUGUAUCGCCGCCCUUGUCUACAUCCUCACCUCCUGCUCAGUGUUCCUGUCCUUCUUCGGGAUUGCCAGUAUCGGCCUCAGUUGCCUGGUGGCACUCUUCCUGUACCACGUGGUCUUUGGCAUCCAGUACUUGGGCAUCCUCAAUGGGGUGGCUGCCUUCGUGAUAGUGGGCAUCGGCGUGGACGAUGUCUUCGUGUUCAUCAACACGUACCGCCAGGCCACACACCUGGAGGACCCGCAGCUGCGCAUGAUCCAUACCAUCCGGACGGCAGGCCGGGCCACGUUCUUCACCUCCCUGACCACAGCCGCCGCCUACGCCGCCAACGUCUUCUCCCAGAUCCCAGCUGUGCACGACUUUGGCCUCUUCAUGUCACUCAUCGUGUCCUGCUGCUGGCUGGCCGUGCUCUUCACCAUGCCCGCUGCGCUGGGCCUCUGGAGCCUGUACUUGGCGCCGCUGGAGGGCUCCUGCCGGGCCAGCUGCCACCAGAAGUGCGGCCGUAAGAGCUCCUUGCACUUCCCUGGGGACGUGUUUGCCACUACCGAGCGAGCUGGGGACAGCCCUGCCCAGGGUCCCAUACCCUACCUGGACGACGACAUCCCCCUGCUGAACGUGGAUGAGGAGCCAGUGUCGCUGGAGCUGGGAGAUGUGUCCCUGGUGUCUGUGCCCACCACAGGCCUGCAGCCAGCCCCUGACACAGGUAGCCGGGGCCAGCUUCUGGGGCAGCUGCAGGAACUGCUGCACCACUGGGUCCUGUGGUCAGCGGUCAAGAGUCGCUGGGUCAUCGUGGGGCUCUUUGUGUCCACCCUCAUCCUGUCCCUGGUGUUCGCCAGCCGGCUCCGCCCUGCCAGCCGGGCACCACUGCUCUUCCGGCCCGAUACUAACAUCCAAGUGCUGCUGGACCUCAAGUACAACCUGAGCGCCGAGGGCAUCUCCUGCAUCACUUGUUCAGGUCUGUUCCAGGAGAAACCUCACAAUCUGCAGAGCAACAUCCGGACAUCACUGGAGAAGAAAAAGCGAGGCUCUGGGACUCCCUGGGCCAGCCGGCCCGAAGCCACCCUGCAGGAUUCAGUGGGUACUGUGUACAUCUCCAAGGUGAAGAGUAAAGGCCACCCUGCUGUCUACAGGCUGUCCCUCAAUGCCAGCAUGCCCGCCCCAUGGCAGGCCGUGUCCCCUGGGGAUGGAGAGGUGCCUUCCUUCCAGGUGUAUAGAGCGCCUUUUGGUGACUUCACCAAGAAGCUGACCGCUUGUAUGUCUACAGUAGGGCUGCUCCAGGCCGCGAGCCCCUCCCGCAAGUGGGUGGUGACGACCUUGGCCUGUGACGCCAAGCGGGGCUGGAAGUUUGACUUCAGCUUUUACGUGGCCGCCAAGGAGCAACAGCACACCCGGAAGCUGUACUUUGCCCAGUCCCACAAGCCCCCCUUCCACGGGCGCGUGUGCACAGCGCCCCCCGGCUGCCUGCUCAGCUCCAGCCCUGACGGGCCUACCAAAGGCUCCUUCUACGUGCCCAAUGAGAAAGUGCCCAGGGCCCGCCUCUCCGCCACAUUCGGCUUCAACCCCUGCAUGAACACAGGCUGUGGAAAACCUGCGGUGCGACCACUGGUAGAUACUGGGGCCAUGGUCUUUGUGGUCUUUGGCAUUGUUGGCAUCAACCGAACCCGACAGGUGGACAACCACGUCAUUGGAGACCCGGGCAGUGUCAUCUAUGAUAGCAGCUUUGACCUCUUCAAAGAAAUCGGGCACCUGUGUCGCCUCUGCAAGGCCAUCGCGGGCAACUCGGAGCUGGUGAAGCCAGGCGGGGCCCAGUGCCUGCCCUCAGGCUACAGCAUCUCCACCUUCCUGAGAAUGCUGCAUCCGGAGUGCAAGGAGCUGCCUGAGCCCAACCUGCUUCCGGGGCAGCUGUCCCAUGGGGCAGUGGGCGUCAAGGAGGGCCGUGUGCAGUGGAUCUCCAUGGCCUUCGAGUCGACCACAUACAAGGGCAAGUCCUCCUUCCAGACCUACUCAGACUACCUACGCUGGGAGAGCUUCCUCCGGCAACAGCUUCAGACUCUCCCAGAGGGCUCAGCCCUGCACCGCGGCUUCCAAACCUGUGAGCACUGGAAGCAGAUCUUCAUGGAGAUCAUAGGAGUGCAGAGUGCCCUGUACGGCCUGGUCCUCUCCCUGCUCAUCUGUGUGGCUGCAGUGGCCAUUUUCACCACCCACAUUCUGCUCCUGUUGCCUGUGCUCCUAAGCAUCCUGGGCAUCGUCUGCCUGGUGGUGACCAUCAUGUACUGGAGCGGCUGGGAGAUGGGUGCCGUGGAAGCCAUCUCCCUGUCCAUCCUGGUUGGCUCUUCCGUGGAUUACUGCGUGCACCUGGUGGAGGGCUACCUGCUGGCGGGAGAGAACCUGCCCCCGCACCAGGCUGAGGACCCCCGGGCGCAGCGCCAGUGGCGGACGCUGGAGGCCGUGCGGCAUGUGGGCGUGGCUAUCGUGUCCAGCGCCCUCACCACGGUCAUCGCCACCGUGCCGCUCUUCUUCUGCGUCAUCGCCCCAUUUGCAAAGUUCGGCAAGAUCGUGGCGCUCAACACGGGCGUGUCCAUCCUCUACACACUCACCGUCAGCACUGCCCUGCUGGGCGUCAUGGCCCCCGGCUCCUUCACCCGGACCAGGACUUCGUUCUUCAAGGCUCUGGGUGCCGUGCUGCUGGCAGGGGCCCUGGGGCUGGGUGCCUGCCUCGUCCUCCUGCACAGUGGCUAUAAGAUCCCCCUGCCCAGCGGGGCGGCCCUAUAGCCCUGCUGGGUCCUGACUCGUUUUGCACCUUGGCCCAGAGGGCAGGGACCAGCCCACCCCAGAGGUCCUUGCUUCCCAGCCCAGCUCCACCAGCUCUACUUGUUCCCAGCCUGGCCACACUGGAGCCCACACCACAUGGCCCACAAUGUGGUCUUCACAGCCAAAGCUGAGCUGGUCCUGACAUCAGCUGUCACCAUGCCCAGCCGGGCCACAGCCGCCUCGCUGGGCCCUGUCCACAGUGCCAGGGAACAGGUGAUACCUUGGGGUCGCCCUGCAUAUGUUCAGUGCUCACAACCUUCUGGAGUAGG